This is a messenger RNA of Staurois parvus, 468 nucleotides long. Lineage: Eukaryota; Metazoa; Chordata; Amphibia; Anura; Ranidae. The record is from the annotation of a GenBank genome assembly.
GCUGGACAGCGGCAUCGGGUCACCAGGCAUCAGGUCAUUUGGCUCGACAGCGGGCACCGCGUCAUCUGGCAAGGCAGUGGGCUCCGAGUCAACAGGCACGACAGUGGGCACCGGGUCAUCAGGUACCGGAUUGUCUGGCUCGACAGCAGGCAUCGGGUCACCAGGUAUGACAGCGGGCACUGGGUCACCAGGCAUCAGGUCAUUUGGCUUGCCAGCGGGCACCGCGUCAUCUGGCAAGGCAGUGGGCACCGGGUCACCAGGCAUUGGAUCGUCUGGCUCGACAGCGGGCAUCGGGUCACCAGGCAUCAGGUCCAUUUGGCUCGCCAGCGGGCACCGCGUCAUCUGGCAAGGCAGUGGCAACCGAGUCACCAGGUACGACAGCGGGCUCUGAGUCAAUUGGCACGACAGCGGGCACCGGAUCAGGUUACCGGAUCAUCUGGAUCAACAGCGGGCAUCGAGUCAACUGGC